AUGGCUCUUGACGGCCUCGGCUACGCCAUGACCAGGGCUUCACAGACAUUCCUAAUUGAGCAGUCACUCUGUCGCGCCUACUACACGGCGUACGACCCCGACGUCGUGGGCCACAAUGGCGAUAUUCCCGAAGCCAUGUGCAAGACCGAGAUGCUGCAGUCGCACGUCGCUGUCCUCGCUACCACGCUCGACUUCUCCAUCCUUGUCACAGGCUUCCUGGCUGGUCCCAUCUACACACAGCUUGCAUCCAUCGUCGGCAAGAGGAAUGUUCUUCUCCUCAACACGACCAGUUUUGUCUUGCGCAUGGUGUGGUAUACCAGCGUGUUCUACUUCCACAACGGCAUUCAGGAUGUCCGCUGGGUGCUCCUCUCCUGCGUCUUCGACCUGUUUGGUGGUGGUGUGCCGAUGCGCGAAAUCCUUCUCUACCUCUACAUCGCAGAGAGUGUGCCUGGGGACAGCAUGAUGGGCACUUUCAACAUCCUCACCGCUAUCCUGGUUGGAAACGCGUCGCUGGGCACUUUCAUCAGCGCCAGCCUCCUCAAUGUUAAUGUCUUCAUCACCUGCGGCUUGAUUGUCGGCAUCUAUGUCAUGCUGGUGCCUCUCGUCGCCUCGUUCCCUCGCGAUCGCCCCACGCCGAGUCAGACCUACAAUGAGGGUGACGCCUCGGGGGAGGAGUGCCGCUCGCUGAUGCCGGACAACGCUCUGGCAAUAUCGGUGCCCCAUGGUGCCUCUUCCUCUCCAAUGAUGGAGCACGGCAACGCCCUGGGGGCGCACAAGACGCCCAAGGGGCCCGUCCCGACCAUGUUCCGCGCGCUAGUACGCGCCGCCACGGUCGAUCUCCAUCUUUCCAUCCAGCUUGUCCUCCAGACGAUCCGCCAUCCGUUCACACGCCCAGUCAUGAUACUGUAUUUCGGGACCACGCUGGCCUCAUGCAUCUCUCUGACCACGCAGCAGUGGGCGUCGAGCACUUUUCACACAAGCAUCUCCAACAUCGACAAGGUCACGGCCAUGGAGCAGAUCAUCUCGGCCGCGACCCUCCUCGCCCUACCCUGGCUCGCGAGGUAUUUUCUCCAUCCGCGCCUGCACACCAAGAAAGCCGUGGACUUUGCGGUCGUCCUGGGCAGUCUGAUGGUGACCAUUGUGGGCGUCUUAAUCAUCGCUUCGGCACCCUCGCUACUGGCCUACGGCAUGGGCGUCGCCGUUGCUGCCACGGGCAUAGGCCUGUCUGAUGCUCUGCGCUCCUUGGCCACCACCGCCUUGUCCGACAAGGAUUUAGUUCAAAAGCUUUACAUGAGCAUCCGCACUGUCCAGACGCUGGCGGCCAUGAUCGGGGCGCCGUUGUGGUCAGGCUUCUUCGUGUGGCUACUAGAUCACCCGAGUGUCUCACGCGGUACCCUGUACCUAGGGCACGCCUUGAUCAUGUUCCUCUGUCUUCUACUUGCUAUCUCCUUGCAGCGAUCUAGGUAG
This is a messenger RNA of Alternaria arbusti, 1467 nucleotides long. RefSeq lists its product as uncharacterized. Gene Ontology annotation, molecular function: transmembrane transporter activity. Gene Ontology annotation, biological process: transmembrane transport. Bases 1 to 1467 code for a protein of 488 amino acids. The transcript is spliced from 4 exons. Gene Ontology annotation, cellular component: membrane. The record is from RefSeq and is a predicted model, not a curated record. Lineage: Eukaryota; Fungi; Ascomycota; Dothideomycetes; Pleosporales; Pleosporaceae.